UCAAGUACCAUUCAGGUACCAGUUUCACCACGCUUCAUUGACAACGGAAUAGCAUCACAUACCUGUCCGAACCUAAUCAAGAAGAGGAAGACCAGUGAAGCUACUUCUACAUUAAAACAAAAGAAUGGGUCUGAUAAGAAAAUUGAAGUCGUCAUGGUUACCAUCUUCUAUACUCCUUGGCAUGUUUUUGUGUUGGUACAUGUUACAUCUGAUACAGAACACUCCAGGUCGGGAUCCGGAUCCACAUAGUGAUGAGCCUAAAAAUUUUCCAGUUAUUUUCGAUUCUUCACCACAGUUAAGAAUUAUUGUCCUAACUUACAAUAGGUCAAAAUCCUUAAAACGCUUAUUUGAUUCGUUGCUACUGACAGAUUACCAAGGUGAAAGAGUAGUUUUAGAUAUCUGGGUUGAUCGCUCUAUAAAUGGUGAGGUUCACAAUGAAACAGUUCAGUUUGCAAAAGAUUUUCAGUUUGUACAUGGAGAGAAAAAUGUGUAUGUUCGUGGCCAACAUGCAGGGAUAAUAAACCAGUGGUUGAGAACUUGGAAAUUAUCGGAUAAUCCGAGGGAAAUAUGUGUCAUUCUUGAAGAUGAUUUGACAGUAUCUCCAGUUUUUUAUCAAUGGUUAAAAUCAGUACACUCGACUUACAAAGAUGAUAAUAAAAUCAGCGGAUUUACACUUCAAGGAGUAGGCUCCAUUUAUUCUGGACCCAGUGCACUUGAAAAUGUUAAUGUGUCGAAAAAGCAUUUAACCUAUUUGUACUCAAUGCCAGGCAGUUGGGGAUUUUCACCAAAACUGAACCAGUGGAAAGAAUUUAUAACUUGGUGGGAAAAGAUGUCACUAGAUAAAAGUUUUCAUCCCCUGGUACCCAAUAAUCUAGCGACUGUAUGGUAUUCAGAAAACAGAAGACAGGGAAAUGCUCAAAAUAUGUGGACCAUGUGGUUUAUUUAUUUUAACUGGAAAUUUCAUAAGUAUGUUUUGUAUCCAAAUAUAAUGCCAAAAUACAAAGGUUUCAGUUACAACUGGCAGGAACCAGGGCUAAACCAUUUUGGACAUGCAGGAUUACCAUCCACUGGGCCUCUUGUUGUAAAAUGGUUGCCAGAGUUUGACAGUCUGUCUCCUUUACCUCCUAUUGUAUUUACAAAUGGCACAGUUUUAAAUGAAUUGAAUAGAAAAAUCACUGUAUAAUGUUUAAGACUGGUGAUCAUGAAGAUUAGCUAUAUAAUGUUAAAGGUUGGUGAAAAAUAACUGUAAUAGGAUAAUGUUCAAGAAUGAUAAGAAACACAAAAAACAUGUUUUUUUCAGUUUGUAUCAAUACUAUCAAUAUUUGUAAGAAUUUAUGUGAAUCACAUUUGAGGGGUACAUACUGCAGUCUUCGUGAUUAUAACCACAAACCCUACGACCCAGGCGGCCAGUCCUGAGUAAAAUUGUUGUUGACCCAGUAUAAUUUUCGUGUAAAGAGGCCUCAUAAGCCAGGAGUAAAAUGUUGUCAAAUUUUUUCGGAAAAUGAGGCCUUAUUUGAUGUACACAAAAAUGAAAGUAAGAUGAAUUUAUAUUUUUGUUUUUUUUGUAAAAUUGAUUUUUGUAACUUGUAAGUCAAAAAAAUUUUGGUAAAGACUACUGUAGUGUACUUUGCUCUCCUUGAGUGUGGUAGGUCAUGGGUUUGAUCCCUGCUGAAGUCAAUACCCAAAUACAAGAAAAUUGGUAUUUGCUGCGUCUCCAGGCAAUUAAUAUUUAGCACAUGAUACCUCAGGCUUGUAAAUCAUAAACGUUUGGUAAAGACUACUGCAGUGUAGUGUAUUUAGCUCUACUUGAGUGUAGAAGGUCAUGGGUUUGAUCCCUGCCCAGGUCAAAACCAAAAUACAUGAAAAUUGGUAUAUGCUGCUUCUCUGGGCCCAAAGCAUGUGGUAUUCAGGAAAAAGAGUAAAGACUGAUCUGCUCAGAGCUAAGAUAAAGGAGGUUGAUAUGCCUUUCUACUGUUACCUUGUGAACUACAGUGCAGCUCGGGGGGAUUUUGCUUUGUCCACCCGCCCACAGUGAGAGUGGGCACCAGGUGGGCAAAAUUUCUAGCUUGUCAACUCUUUCCACCCAUAGGAGUGGGCAUGCGUUUUAUUUUGUUUAAUCAAAAGACUUGCAAGUACAAACAAUUGAAAAAAGCAGAUAAGCAUUUGUAAUUAAUAUUUUUACAAAAAGAAGAGAAUAUAGCUAGAAUGGGCACAGGUGGGCUGUCCACAGUGGGCAGGAGGAAAAAGCAAAAUCCACAAGGGCUGUUGUGUAGCAUGUAUAAAUACCUUCUCAGUACAUCAGUCUAUUACAAUGCAGGGUUCUUAACAUGUUCUGGUCCUGAUGUACAUGUGACAUGUGUAAUAUUUGUCACUGCCUGGACAUCAAACAACAUCUAGCCAAUGGACAAAUCAAUUAAAUGACCUAUGACAUUAAUCAGGCCGUUAUUUUUCUCGUUUGAAUUGUUUGACAUUUGUCAUUUCGGGGCCUGUUAUAGCUGACUAUGCAGUAUGGGUUUUACUCAUUGUUGAAGGCCGUACGGUGACCUAUAGUUGCUUACCUUCUAAGUCAUUUGGUCUCUGGUAGAGAGUUGUUUCAUUGGCAAUCAUACCACAUCUUCUUAUUUUUACAUGGCUCAACUCCUGAUAUAAUAAUUAGGCCAAGUAAAUUUAAUUAGUAGAUUUUCAUCCAAAUUUUUGAAAAAAAUGGGGUGGGUGGGAGGAUUUUAUUUUUUAUUUUUUAUUAGAUAUGAAACGCUCUUGUGACGUGUUCUUCAUAUAUGCAAGUGUAAUAAUAAGGUUCUAUCAUGUAUAUACAUGUAUAACGAAUCAAACAUACAAAGAAAUGCAAAAACCAAAAUUUGAAACAGGAUGUUAUUAAUGAAACGAAAUUAUCGACAGUUACCGGUAACAAAAAUGAACAAAAUCCGGAAAUCGUAAAUUUUUCAAAAUAAAAAAAAUUGGGGCGGAACGAUUUCAGAGGGGCGGGCGGGGAUGAAAAUCUAUCAAUCAAUUUUAAUUGGCCUUAUAAGGAACUACUUAAAUUUAUAGAAAACAGUAUUCAAAUUUUUUAUAUAAAUUUAUUUGCAUUCAUUUUGUAUUUAUAUAUAUAUACCUUAUACUGAUCUUUGUGAAACUCAAUGUAUACAUGUAUUUAAGUUUUGAAAAAAGAUAACUUAUUUAUCUUUAUACAUACAUAAUUGACUAUUGAAUUGCUGGAUUGAUAGUAUUUUGGGGUUGUUAAAACUUUUUCCAAUACUGUGGAUUCAUCAUUUUUCGUUGGAUACCAAUUUUCGUGGAUUCAAUGGGUACAGGUAAACCACAAAUUAAAAUGUUCAACAAUUACAAUUUUUCCAUUGGCUUGUAUGCAAAUUUUGGCAAAACCAUGAAUUAAAUAUCCAUGAAAGUGUAACUUUUCCUCAAUCCACAAAAAUUGGUACCCACGAAAAUAAAUGAAUCCUCAGUAGUUAAAAAUUCCUUUUUUUAAUUUAAAAGUAUCUUUUUUCCCUUAUGAAAAAUAUUGGGCAGAAUUUAAGGACAAAAGGGAGCAUUAUUAUUAAGAGAAGAGUAACUGCCCCACUAUUUUUUGCUAUCUCUAACAGUGUAAGAAGGGACACUUUAAUUUGGUGUAAAUGUCAAUCAAAUGCUAAUGUCAUAUAUGUGAACUUAUUUACCAUUUAAUCAUACCAGUGCAUAUCAACAGUUCAUAUUGAUCAAUGACAAACUCACUUUUUGACGGGAAAAUGUAUCAAAGUUUUGAAGUCUUAAUUCUACCAUGAUUGAAAGGCUAAUGACAAACUUAUGAUAAUUUAUGUAUUGUAAAUCCAGAAAUUUUUUGUGUGCAUUUAUUUUUGUUAUUGUCUAAUAAUGAUCACAAAUUUAAUUAUUACGAUCUCAGCAAAUGCUGCAUACAAAUAAUCCUAUCAAAUUUAGUUGGAGCUUUUAUUUGCAAAGCCACAAUUUUUGCAAUAAUAAAUACAUCACAAAAAUUUGUGAAUUUACAGUAUUUUGUUUCUUUUACAGUAUUGAGGUUUUAUGGUUAAAAAAAAUUAUUAAAGAUUACAUUUGGCAAGCUUCAUUUCUAAUUAGAAUAAAUACACCACACAAAAAAAUAUCAUUGAAUGUUCCACUAUUUGAUAAAGUCCAGUCACAAUAUUGAUGUUUUUUUUUUCCACAAUAAGAAGAUUGAACAAGACUUUACCCUCCAUAAUUGAUUGACAAAUUUUCAAGUGACCUCAAUUGUAUUAUGUUAUAAAACAUAAUACAUUAUUUGUCAGUUAAAGGGAGUUGACAUAGGUAAAGGGACACAACUCUUAGGAAUCAAUUGUAUGUUUUUAUGUCAACAUUGUCAUUAGAAUUACAAAUUUUUAAAAUUUUGUUCACAUGCUUAAAAAUAAUUCAUUAAAUUGCCUAUUACAAAUGCAUUACUGAUUUGAAGGGAAAGUGUGCCCCCUUUUCCCCAGAGAUAUUCUUAUAAUAAAAGUACAAAUCAACAAAACUGUUCAAUCUUACUUUUAGGACAAUAGAUGCAGAAUAAACUCUGAAUUUUAAGAUGAUAUUUGUUCAUUUUUAAUGGAAUAUUCUUAAUGUACUUUCAUAGCUACUUCAGAGUAUACACUAUAAGUUAUUUCCUAUACACUUUUAAAGGUAUUUUUAAAAAUGGUGUAUAUUGAAUUUAUAACAAAAAACAAAAUAAUAAAAAAUAAAGAGAAAGGUCGAGUUUUGAGGUCAAUAUACAUUUUUUGCAAGAGUAAUUUAUCAAUAUGUGUUAUGUAUUAACAGUGUUAGAGGAUACCAUGCUUACUUUUGUCACACAAUCAAUUGUUUUACUCAUGUUCUCAUGUAUAUAUUGACAAUCUGUUUUUGUUUUGAUUUAUUAUAUCAUGUAUAUUUGCAACAAUUUAUAUUAUUUAAAAAAAAAUGUAGAUACAAAUAUGAAUUUCAAAUCCUGAUAGAAUUACAUAUAAACAUGAUAAACAGCAUUAGUUAUUUUUUUAAUUUUGAAAAUUGACAAUCUAAAUGUGUGACAUAGCAGAAUGAGAGCAAUUAAAGGAUUAAUUUUUUUGUAUUGGAAAACUGCUCAACUUCUGUGAAUUAAGAGUAUUAUUCUAUUCUUUCUGUUUGUUUGUUGUUUAUAUAAAUAUUUUUGGUUGUGUAUAUUUUUUAUUGGCUAUUUGGAUUUUUGAAUUCAGUUACAUCUAUAUAAAUGUGAACAGCAGUAUAGGAAAAGGUACUGAGAACAAAGCACUAAUCAUUUUCUAUAGAUAUAUAACAUAGUACCUUUUGUUAGCUAUUAUUCGUAUGUUUCUCUGUCCUAUAUGUUCUCCCAUUUAUUUGUAUUGUAGUCCUGUCAUGUAAUGUUGUCAUUUUAAUGUUAUAUUUAACAUUAAUUGCCAUAAAAGCGGGAGGUUUGGCUAGCCACAAAACCAGGUUCAACCCACCAUUUUUUUCUUAAAAUGUCCUGUACCAAGUCAGGAAAAUGGCCAUUGUUAUAUUAUAGUUCGUUUCUGUGUGUGUUACAUUUUAAUGUUGUGUUUCUGUUGUGUCCUAGUUGUCCUCUUAUAUUUGAUGUGUUUCCCUCAGUUUAAGUUUGUAACCCCGGAUUUGUUUUUUUUUCUCAAUCGAUUUAUGAAUUUCGAACAGCGGUAUACUACUGUUGCCUUUAUUUAUAACAAAGACAUUUUUGACUUAUAUUUUUUGGAAAAUUUGUUGAUUCUCAAAACAAAUAAUGCUUGAAAUUAAAGAUAUGUCCCCAUGAGUAGAUGAUUUCCUGAAAUAAUUUAAUAUAACUUUUUACAAUGUUAAAAAAAUACCAAUGAACAUUCGCUAUCUUUUUACCCAGGUGAAAUCCUAAAAUAAGAAGAGAAAACACAACAAAACUGUUUUAUUUUACCCUUUUAGGACAACAGAUACAUAAAAUAAAAAAAGUCAAGUUUUGAGGUCAAUAAGAUUAAUUUAUCAAUAUAUAUAUCAUGUAUUAAAACAUACACUGUUUACUAUUGUCGCACAAUUGUUUAACUGAUGUUUUAAUGUACAUUUACAUUCCAAAUUUUUGUAUUGAUAUACAUGUAUUUGCAACAAUUAUUUAAAAAAAAUGUUAAUUAGAAUUUGCAUUUUAAAUUCUGAUUAAAUUUGAUGUGUAUAGCAUUAGUGAAAUUUGAUCAACAAUCAUUUGUGAAUUUAUAGCGUAUUUUAUUUUUUUUCUCUGUGUGCUGUUUUUAAUAAUGUGUAAUUUUUUUGAUUGACUAUAUGCAUUUUUUUCUCAGCUACAUCCAUUUUAUUGUGAUCAGUAGUAUAAGAAAAAGUACUUAGAAGAAAGCAUUAACUAUAUAAUUAUUUAUGAAUAUUCUGUAAAUAGGUAACAAAUUAAUUUCUUGACACAUCUUUUAGAAAAUUAAAUUUGUUGAUUCUCCAAAAAAAAAAAUGCUUGGAAUUAAAGAUGUUAUGAAACCUUGAGUAGAUGAGAAUCCUGCAAUAAUUUAUUUGACUUUUUUACAAUGAGUUUAAAAAUACCAGUGAAAGGUCCAUUAUCUGAUUAAAGCAUAUCUAUAUUGUAUUUUUGACCACUACCUAACUAGGUAAGAUAAGAUUGAGUUUAAAUUGGUUGUAAUUACACUAGAGCUCAUUGGGAUUUUAUACUUUCACCACCUGGCUGCCAUGGACAGACAACUCUUGCUCACUCAAAUCUAAUCUCAGAUUUUGUAAAAAUAUUGGAAAAAAAUAACUUUCCAUUAUUAAGUAUUUAAUUCUUAUGAAGAAAAAAAAAAAGAAAUUGCAUGUCUUAUCCAAAAGUUUGCCACAGGGGACCAUAUAGAAUAUUUGCCCAUUUUGAGCCCACUUAACCAUGGACAGCUGAUGGAAAGAACAAAAUCUUAGUGAGCUGUAUGAUCUGCUUACCCUUUGGGAACACCUGAGAUCACCCCCUGGUUUUUGGUGGAUUUGUGUUGCUCAGUGUUUAGUUUUUUAUGUUUUGUAGACUGUUGUUUCUCUUUUGGUUGUUUUUUCGUUUUUUGUCAUGGUGUUGUCAGGUUGUCUUUGAUAUAUGAGUUUAAAAUCCCUUUGGCAUCUUCUGCCUCUCUUGUAGCAUAUGGUACUUAUGAAAUCCAACAUUUGUCAAAUCAUGAACUUUCAAUGGUAAUUUUAAACAUCUAAUAUGUCAGAUUUCUGUUGUUUCACAUUUUUCUCAGACAUUUACAUUUUUCCUCUCUAUACAUGCAUUAUUUUUAUUUAUUAUUGAAAUUUUAUGAAUUUAUAUGUUUUUGUUACAUUUAUUCUAAAAUGCAUAAUAAAUUUAUACAUUUUCCAA
Messenger RNA from Mytilus californianus (California mussel), 7303 nucleotides. RefSeq lists its product as uncharacterized. The transcript is spliced from 3 exons. Bases 125 to 1183 code for a protein of 352 amino acids. Lineage: Eukaryota; Metazoa; Mollusca; Bivalvia; Mytilida; Mytilidae. The record is from RefSeq and is a predicted model, not a curated record.